AUGGCCUUGAUCGAAAAGGGUGUCAAGGAAGGGCUCAAGGCUGCCAACGUCAAGUUUCCGGCACAACUUGGCGGUUGCAUCUUUCUCUUUUCCUUCAUGAUGCUGGCAGAAAAGAUCAAUCCCGAACUCGGCAACGCAAUCUUCGAAGCCUUGUCGCCCGGAGCCGGGAUUCUGGCCAAGUGGCUUCCCGUCUUUUUCGUUCCCGGCCUAGCACUCUUGCCCUUGUCACCGAAGAUUGGGACCAGUGUCGAUGUAAGUUUCGUGUCGGGAGAAAUGUUGGUAUUGGCGUUGAGAUUCCGAACCCCGGUCAAAGUUGCGUCCGUUGCCCAAACGAAGAAGACCGCCACCGCUACACCGGCCAAAAAACCGUUUAGUGACGCCACAAUGGGUUUCUUUAUCAAGGGAACCUUUAUCACUGCAGUUCUCAGUCUCUUGGCCACCAAGAUGAACAACGACUUUAGCAGUCCAUUGCAAACAGCCUUUUUGGGUUUCUUUACCUUUGCGGCCUAUGUUUGGGGGGCCCGUCUACCGACCGGCUUUGUUAAGGUUAUUCAUCCCUUGGUCACCAGUUCCAUUCUCGUACUGGGACUCAUGCAAGCGCUGGCCCGGAUCAACGGCCAAGACUUUCUGGACGUUGUCCGUAGCUACAAGGUGGGAUCGUUGUAUCCCAUGAAAGCCGGUGCCGGAGAUAUCCUUUUGUAUCUUUUGGGACCCUCCGUGGUGUCCUUUGCUAUUUCCAUGUACAGUCGUCGUGAUUUGCUCAAGAGCAACCUGCUCGUAGUAUUGACGGCCAUGUUCGUUUCCAGUGCCGGUGGCCUCUUCGGGACAGCCGCCUUUGUCCGUCUCAUUAAUUUGGGAGGACGCGGCGGACGCAUGGUGCGACUCUCGGUAUUGGCCCGCAACAUUACCACGGCCUUGUCCAUGGCACUCACCGCCAUGUUGGGCGGAGACAUUUCCGUCGCGGCCAGUGUAGUUGUCUUGACGGGCAUUAUUGGUGCAACCUACGGCAAGGCCCUGUUGGCGUUGUUGAACAUUUCGGAUCCUAUCGUUCGUGGAUUGGCCAUUGGAUCGUCGUCGCAGGGCCUCGGGGUGGCGGCCAUUUCGGACGAGCCGGACGCCUUUCCUUUUGCCGCUAUUUCCAUGGUUUUGACGGCCAUUUCCGCCACCACUUUGGUUUCCAUCCCGGCCGUCCGGGCAGCGCUGAUCCGUACGGCCGUCGGUAACUAG
Messenger RNA from Phaeodactylum tricornutum CCAP 1055/1, 1227 nucleotides. RefSeq lists its product with no specific name. The coding region runs from base 1 to 1227 and encodes 408 amino acids. Lineage: Eukaryota; Bacillariophyta; Bacillariophyceae; Surirellales; Neidiaceae. The transcript has 2 exons. The record is from RefSeq and is a predicted model, not a curated record.